Messenger RNA from Protobothrops mucrosquamatus (brown spotted pit viper), 757 nucleotides. RefSeq names its product vacuolar protein sorting-associated protein 29-like. The record is from RefSeq and is a predicted model, not a curated record. Gene Ontology annotation, cellular component: endosome; retromer complex. Bases 110 to 670 code for a protein of 186 amino acids. The transcript has 5 exons. Lineage: Eukaryota; Metazoa; Chordata; Lepidosauria; Squamata; Viperidae. Gene Ontology annotation, biological process: retrograde transport, endosome to Golgi; intracellular protein transport.
CUAUUAUUGCACAGGAGCCUCAGCCCAAUUUGUAUUGACUCAGCCAGCUUCUGUAACAGCACGUCUUGAAGAAAAGGUCCAGAUCUCCUGCACGAGGAGCAGUGGAGCUAUGUCUGGUUACUAUCUGGUGCUGGUGAUAGGAGACUUUCACAUCCCACACCGAUGUAGCAGCCUUCCGGCCAAGUUCAAAAAGUUGCUAGUUCCGGGCAAGAUCCAACAUAUCCUUUGCACUGGGAAUCUGUGCACCAAGGAGAGCUAUGAUUAUUUGAGGACGCUGGCCGGAGAUGUCCACAUUGUUAGAGGAGACUUUGAUGAGGGCAUGAGUUACCCCCAGCAGAAAAUUGUCACCGUUGGACAGUUCAGAAUUGGUCUGAUCCAUGGCCAUCAAAUUAUACCUUGGGGGGAUCUGGCCAGUUUGGCGAUCCUACAGAGGCAGCUGGAUGUGGACAUCUUAAUAUCUGGACACACUCACAAGUUUGAGGCAAUAGAACAUGAGAAGAAGUUCUACAUCAAUCCUGGUUCAGCCACGGGGGCCUACAACGCUCUGGAAAGGGAUAUAAUUCCUUCAUUUGUUCUGAUGGAUGUUCAGGCCUCCGUGGUGGUUAAUUAUGUAUAUCAACUCAUUGGGGAUGAGGUGAAAGUAGAAAGGAUUGAAUACAAGAAAACCUGAAACGGAAUGAUUUUCCCUGGGUGUCUAUUUCAGCUAGAAAGUUUAGCAAAGUCUUUAAGUCCAUUGCACCCGUUCAUCUUGGGUUGU